AUGGCAUCCAUGCAUCUUUUUAACACUGUUCCUCUGCUCAUUAUCGUCCACAGGUGGCACAGGCUCCAUUCAAAAACGGGCAAAAAGGAGAAGGAGCGCGGGGAACUUCAGUUGUCUGUCCAGUUCACACGACACAACCUGACAGCCAGCAUGUAUGACCUCUCCAUGAAGGACAAACCUCGCUCUGCUUUCGACAAGCUCCGAGAACGUAUGCGAGCUAAGAAGCGCCCUGCUGAAGAAGACUCCUCUUCUGCUAUUGUUCCUGGAGGAUACGGAGCACUGGCGCGAAUGCGGGGGCGACUGCCGAGCGAUGGGGGCGGCGAAGAAGACUACGAGGAUGAUGAAGGAGGGGAGGCCCGCAGGAGUAAGAUGAGAAGCUUUUUCCUGCGUGGGAGGUUGAGGAAGUCUUCAGAUACGCGCUCCAGCACGUCACUGGGCUCUGAGAGCAGCGAGUCUUCAUCGCGGGGCGGCAGCCUGAGCCCUACAGCGGGCAUCAGUGUGGUGGUCUCUGAUCUGUCCAACUCACCCAGUAACAGCAGCAACCUGACUGCAGACAACAGUCCAGAACACACAGUCGCUCCUUCGCCACAGGUUUCUCCCGUCAGACAUGUGAUGUAUGACAUCAGCUUACCAGUGCCUCAUUCUGUGAUGUCAGACAACGACACCCCUAUCCUGCUUCCUUCAGUGUGUGUGAACGGGAACCCGGUGGAAACGUCUCCACUCACCCACCACCCGCCGACACUCGUACUUCAGCAUCCUCAACCAGAGUCAACCAAACUAAUAACUCAGUCAGGUCAAUUACAGGCAACAAAGCUGCCAGCAAAGCCAGAGAAAUCCCAAGAGUCAAAGCCAAGGCCCGAACCCCGGCUCAGAGCCCUCGGAUUGCUUCAAAAAGGCUCCCUUUCACUCUCCCUGCAAAACCUCUCUCGCCACGGGGAAGAAAAGCAGAACGGUGGCCCGGUGGAUGGACGGCGCUGGUCCUUCGAUAAACCUGGCGAGGAAGAAAAAGCCGCCAUUGUUGCAGCACUAGAGCAUGCUGGGAGAGUUACAAAUGAGCCUGUGAAUGAAACAGUGAUACGUGCUGGAGAGACAGAGACUCAGGGCAAGAAAAGGAGGGGCUUGUUUUCACAUGGGAAAGGUGAUUCGACUGGUAAAGGACCAAUAACGAGCAAAGAGGAAACAGAACAUGCUCAACCACUUGUGGAAGUCAAACACAAAGGAUGGUUCAGCUCCAAGGACUCGCACAGUAAACCCAGGUGUGUAUGCUGUUCAUUGUUUGCCCGCUGGUUUCUCCUCAGUCAGACUUCGGUGCCAAUACAAUCUGUCCCAUUGUACCCUUGACCUUUAAUGGUCCUUUAAAGAAUAUGACUGAAAACACCAAUACCUUUACUUCCCCCUCACCUCUUUAUAAAGCCUGUCCCAUCCUCCCACUUGCACAGCAGA
Danio aesculapii is the source of this 1443-nucleotide messenger RNA. RefSeq names its product RAB11 family interacting protein 5a (class I) (gene rab11fip5a). The coding region runs from base 1 to 1341 and encodes 446 amino acids. The transcript is spliced from 4 exons. NCBI's taxonomy places the organism in Eukaryota, Metazoa, Chordata, Actinopteri, Cypriniformes, Danionidae. Gene Ontology annotation, biological process: regulated exocytosis. Gene Ontology annotation, cellular component: recycling endosome; mitochondrion; secretory granule. Gene Ontology annotation, molecular function: small GTPase binding. The record is from RefSeq and is a predicted model, not a curated record.